UCUGCAGGUCCAGUUUGAUCCUUCUGGAACAUUCCUGGCCACUAGUUGCUCAGAUAAAAGCAUUUCCAUCAUCGACUUCCGCUCUGGAGAAUGUGUGGCCAAAAUGUUUGGGCACUCAGAGGUCAUCACGGGGAUGAAAUUUACCUUUGACUGCAAACACCUGAUCACCGUCUCAGGAGACAGUUGCAUCUUCGUGUGGCGCCUGAGCCCUGAAAUUACCGCUUGCAUGAAGCAGCACUUGAGGGAAUUGGAACAGAUCCAGGAGCAGCAGGAGGUUGGGGACUCUGCGUGGCCUCCCCGGAUCAGGGUGGAAAUGUUUGAAAGGGUCUCCCACCGGGAUAUGGUUGAUUUUGACCUGGAGGAGGAGGAGGAGGAGGAAGAGGAAGAGGAAGAGGAGGUAGAAGAGGAGGAAUUAGCUCCGCAGACUCCAGUUAAAGAUGACCUCCAUCCAG
This is a messenger RNA of Pseudonaja textilis, 452 nucleotides long. The record is from RefSeq and is a predicted model, not a curated record. Lineage: Eukaryota; Metazoa; Chordata; Lepidosauria; Squamata; Elapidae.